AAAAACAUAGACAGCGGAACAGAACACGAAGGAAGCUGGUGAGACUAUAUAAUGGUUUGAAUAUGCAAUACAUGAAAACACACAACAAAAAAUAUGGCUAACAUUCGCGCGUGCAUGCAUUUGCACAUUUUAAGCCUUCCCUCGACUUGAGAGUGGCACAUCUGAAGCUUGACGGUAGUUGAAAAAAAAAUCAUCUCACGCAUUUUACUCAUAAGAGGAAAGCACUCAGCACAUACUGUAUAGGCGAGGGUUUUUUUCGGGGACUUAACAUUCGUUAAGGGUUUCCACCUUUGGAUUUACCCAAACAGCGUUUGAAGUUAAGAAGCACUCUUUGAAACCUCAGAACAAACGCACAUGGAAUUUGGGGACCGUACACAAGAAGCAAGAGCUUUACAAUACAAAUAAAUAAAUGCAUUCAGCUAAAGUUGUCACCAAGCCAGCAGAGGGAGCCCUUACCUCUGGGUGAUCUGCAUUCACUCCCUCUGCAACAACUUCCUGUUCCUGGACUAUAAAUUCAGAAGCAGGUCACUCACCUGGAGGUUGCAUUGUUCGCCUGUUUCAUUGUUUGGAUUUCUAUCGGAUUGUUGUUUCCCUGGUUUUGACCCUGCCUGUGUUCUGAUUUUCUGAUUGUUUGCUGCCUGACCUGACCACUGCCUGUUUUUGGAUGUUGUUUUUGCCUCGUCUCCGAUACUCCUGUUUGCCCUGUUAGACGCCUGCCUGUUUUGACCAUGCCGUUGUUCAAUAAAAGCCUGCACAUGGAUCCGCACGCCUCAGACCCCUCAAUUGUGACAAAAGUCAUCUGUAGAUGUUGAUUAGCCAAAAUUUUAAUACCAGAUGUCUAUUUUGCAUUUUUUUUUGCUCAAAAUUACUUCUAGCUCAAAGGAUAGGCAAACUCUCCAACUGAUUAUUUGCAAUAAUCCUUAUUGAAACAUCUGGCACUGUAAAUUUUGCAAUAAAUACCACUAUGCGAGUCAUCAUACACUCUGAAAACAAUAGGUUAAAAACAGACAGUUUGGUUGGAUAAAUAUAGGGUUAAUUUUGGGUAAAUAUUGGGUUGUUUAUUUAAUCCGACUUAAUAGGCAGACUUAUCUCAGCUAAUUCAUUUGUACUAUAAAUACUAUAUUUGUACUGAUGUUUUAACUGAUGAUCUUUAAAACAGUUUUACACGCCAGUCUUUUAUUAUGGUGACAUUUCCAUGCUCUGAAUGUGAUUGGUUGCUUUACCUUUCAUUGAAACGGCCUUGUGGGUGGGUCUUGGCCAUUUAAAGUGAAUAAAGUUCCCACUUCAGCCGUCAGUCUGAAGGUCCGAAUAAGAUCGUGCCGUAAGAGACGUCAUCCCAUUCUUUUUUUUGUUUUAGUUUUUCGCGCAGCAUUGGUUCUGCAAUCGGCUUUCAGUCCGUCCCUUCUAGACAUCGGCAAUGAGUUAUAUGGUUUAUUCUUAAAGCUGUCCUGUGUAGGAAGGAAGUGAGACAGCACAGCAGCAGGAAAAGACAAAGCCCUUAACCCACAAACCAAACGCAUGUCAAAAAAAGACCACUUUCCUGCAAAAGCGGCUGCUCGUCCACACAAUAGUUUCUAAAGAACUGACUGGAGUUUUAGUUUGACUGCAGGUUGCUUUUAAAGUUCAAAACAACGGACUGCUUAUAAAACCAUUUUUACAUUCAUGAGAUUUUAACAUUGUCCAAUUUGAAACAACGGCAAACUCUUUUUAACGCAGUCUGAAAAGUACCUUUCGAAAACUAUCGAUGUGGAGUAAUGACAGCGUAUUCCAUUUGACAAAAACAUUGUUUUCCAUGAUUAACAACUUGUAAAGUUUUAAUAAGAGUCGGAAGGUUAUUGCAUAAAGAUUUAGAAAGGGUGUGUGUUCAUACCGAGGGUCACACUCUGCAGGGGGAGGUUCACACAAGCUCGAGAACAGAGAGCGCUUUUAGAUCAGACACAACACCUCUGAAGAAAAUGCUUUGCGUGUUCUUUUUGUGCUUUUGGAGUCUGACUGGUGUGUUUGGUGAGUCGGUGUCAGUGAUGGAGGGAGAUUCGGUCACUUUGUACACUGGUUUUACCGAAAUACAUCAACAGGACGAUAUAGUGUGGACAUUUGCUGAAAUUACUUUGAUAUCUGAAAUCAAUAGAGAUGUUGGAAUCAUUAAUACAUGUAAUGAUACUGAUGAGAGAUUCAGAGACAGACUGAAGCUGGAUCAUCAAACUGGAUCUCUGAUCAUCACUAACAUCUCAACUCUACACACUGGAGAUUAUAAACUACAGAUUAGUGGAAAAAGACGGUCAUCAAGAACAUUCAAUGUUUCUGUCUUUGCUCGUCUGCCUGUUCCUGUCAUCAGCAGAGACUCUUCACAGUGUUCCUCAUCAUCAUCAUCUUCAUCAUCUUGUUCGUUGUUGUGUUCGGUGGUGAACGUGGGUCACGUGACUCUCUCCUGGUACAAAGGAAACAGUUUAUUGUCCAGCAUCAGUGUGUCUGAUCUCAGCAUCAGUCUCUCUCUACCUCUGGAGGUGGAAUAUCAGGAUAAAAACACCUACAGCUGUGUGAUCAACAACCCCAUCAGAAACCAGACCACACAUCUGAACAUCAGUCAGCUCUGUCACACGUGUUCAGAUCAUGGUCUACAAUUAUUAUUAAAAGUGUUGAUUUCUGCUGCUGCUGGAUCUCUUUUGAUUGCAGCUGUAGUCGUGACCAUCUGGAUCUGUAAGAAAUGCACAAAAACUGAUCAAAAAGUAGACACUUGUGAGGAAGGGAUCACUUACGCUGAGACAACGUUCUACAAAAGGAAAACACAGAAAGCGAAAAAUCCAACAGAGAAGUAAACACGACAACAUGCCACAGAUAUGAGAUCUGACAAACAAGAACAAGAACUGAAAGAAUGAAACUUAGCACACCCAAAAAUGAAAAUGAGAUGUUUAUCCUCUUACCCCCCCAGCGCUUUCGAGAUUUAAGUGGCUAUAUCUUUGUUGAACGCAAACAAAGAUUUUUACCUCAAGCAUCUCGGUCUGUCAUAACGCAAGUCAACUGACACACAAUCUCUGAGAAAUAAAAACGUGCAGACAAAUCCAAAAUGAAACCCUGUGACAUCGAUACGUAAAGACUUGAAACGAUCAGUUUGUGCAAGAAACUGAACAGUGUAGCCUAUGAUUCUUCUUCAUCUGAUACGCCACAAUGUCUGACUCAUUCACAAUAUCGGUCACAAGCUGCAAGGUUUAGUUGGGAUUCAUCUGUACAUGUUUUUAUAUAUUUUUUUCUCUCAAACUUUGACUUGCAUUAUAUGACUGACAGACUGCAAUGGUUAGAAUUAAAACCUUUGUUUUUGCGUUCUACUAAAGAAAGUCACCUACGUCUCGGAUGCCCCGGGGGUAAGAAGGCAAACAUAAAAUGUUGAUUUUUGGGUGACCUAUCCCUUUAAAUGCAUUAUCAAAUGUGGUGAUAAUGAGAUGAUUGCUCUGAGCGUCCAACAGCAAGCCAACUAUGUUGAGUAAAAGUGUGACAAGCAAUGUAGUCAGUGAUAAAUUUUUGCAUAAAACCGCAUUUAAAGAUAAGAGGUUCCUGAGGAUUCUGAGUCCAGGGGUUGGGUUGUCGAGGUCCCCGCCUUCGACUGCUACCCAAACCACAAGGCACCGGCCCCUUACGGUCCCUCCUGCAGGUGGUGGGCCCACGGGAAGAUGGCCCCACG
Puntigrus tetrazona (Sumatra barb) is the source of this 3676-nucleotide messenger RNA. RefSeq names its product SLAM family member 5-like. The record is from RefSeq and is a predicted model, not a curated record. The transcript has 7 exons. The coding region runs from base 1956 to 2816 and encodes 286 amino acids. Lineage: Eukaryota; Metazoa; Chordata; Actinopteri; Cypriniformes; Cyprinidae.